Messenger RNA from Sardina pilchardus (European sardine), 1147 nucleotides. RefSeq names its product sperm microtubule associated protein 2 (gene spmap2). NCBI's taxonomy places the organism in Eukaryota, Metazoa, Chordata, Actinopteri, Clupeiformes, Clupeidae. Gene Ontology annotation, biological process: spermatogenesis. The coding region runs from base 349 to 1050 and encodes 233 amino acids. The record is from RefSeq and is a predicted model, not a curated record. The transcript is spliced from 8 exons.
UAUAUUCGCUCGCAUACUUUCUUUUAGGUCUAUGUUCGCAUACAUACGUACUAAAUUGACGGUUGAGUAUGUUCCUGACCGACGUUAGCUGACUAUUCGGAUGCAGGCAUACCUUUUUAAAAAAAAUAGGAUUUCCUUGUCCAGAUAGAAGUACUUACGACAGGUGGAGAGGUGGGCAACCUCCGUGAUGGCACAACUCCAGAUUUUAAUAUCAACCUCGAUGCAAACCCCCUGCUGUACUCCCCGACGUUGACGAAGUCAUCGUCUUCGAAAUGCGCCGAACACAGCGCUAAUCUGCUACCAUAGCGUUCCGUUUCCCAGGUAACCGGUAGCGGGGUGACUUCAUCCAUGGCGACCCGGAUAGAUCGACUUGCUGAACCAAAACCCAACCUUCUGAGAUUCCCUGACAGACGUUCUUUAUACUGGUUAGAUAAACUGCCACCACAACGAAGUGGCCCAACCAACUUCGAGCUGUCCACACGAUGGUCAGAGUUAACAGAAGGCAAGCGAAUCCACUCCAAGUUUGAGCAAAGCAGGCGUUCAGCGGAGUGGUGUGUGAGUGCAGCUGCACGGAAAGCUCUCCCGUCAGACAGGGUCUGCUCCUUGGCCCUGCCACGCCUCCCUGCAGUUGGCUGGCAACCAGACCGCCCUCUUCUGGCCACAUUGAAUGUGGCAAAUAUGGCAGUUGCCAGCCCCAGGAUCUGUGAGCUGGCACAGCCGAAACAUGGCUCUCUACCGCCCCCAUUAGACCACACUGGAAAUGGCACUCCGCUUACCUCUGCCUCCUCACGAAUCCACCUUCUUGCUGCCCCAAAGACUGACCACCCCCAGUACCUGCCGGAUCGCCCGGUCAGCUGGCCUCUGUCAGCAACUGCAUGUGAGGCUGUGGCUUCAGAGCGUGUGCAGGAGCUGUCCCAGCCUAAGCCCCGGCGUGGUCUGUUCGAGGGCUACAACCCCUACACCGUGAGCCCAGCCGCCAGGGCCGCCUCUGCCUCCCCUCGCAUCCAGGAACUCAGCCUACCGCUGCCUCGCAAAUGCAGGAAAACAUAGAGAGAGAGAGAGAGAGAGAGGGAGAGCUCAUCCCUUACUGCACCUAUUUCAGCUGUUCAUAUGCAGUAAUCAUGUUACAAUAAAAUAAGAACAUGCA